Echinostoma caproni is the source of this 729-nucleotide messenger RNA. The record is from the annotation of a GenBank genome assembly. Lineage: Eukaryota; Metazoa; Platyhelminthes; Trematoda; Plagiorchiida; Echinostomatidae.
AUGACCAGUACACUGCCCUUUUCUCCACCUGAUCUGACUUCUAACCUUACAGGUUCUGAUGCUGUGCUUGAUGCCAUGAAACGGGAAUACACGGUGGACGAAUUUGCUCACGUGGUCGACUUUCUUUUGCCCAGAAUUCCGGCACCACCACUUGUGCCAGAAACACCGGCGAGUACAGUGAACGGAUCCGGCAGUCUGACCAUCGCGACAGAUAUUAUUUGCGGUUUUCCCAACGAGACGGAUGAGGAUUUUGAGGGCACCGUACAACUGAUCGAACGGUAUCGAUUCCCCGUGCUUUAUAUCAACCAGUUCUUCGCUCGACCGGGUACACCGGCAGCAAGUAUGCCCAGUGAUCAGGUUCUGGUUCCAAAGCUCCCGGAACUGUACGGUCGUAUGAUCCUUGUUCGCAUUGUCGAAUGUGACAAGUUCUUCAUGCGGGCAGAAGUUGUAGACCCGGGUCCGUUCGAUUCGCUGGUCCCAAGCGAUAAGACCUCUUCCAUCGAGGCACAGCUGACACGACUCAAACCGUUGGCAUCCGGCCACCUGCGUUUCGGAAAAGCCAUCGUGGAUCAUUACAGUAAACGCACACUGUUCGCGUCUCCAAAACCACAUUGGUUGUUCCACCUGAUCCUCAUUGUCCUGGUCUACGGUGUGCUCAAGUUCUGCGAAUCUCGUGGCUAUCUGAACAUUGAACGAUCCGUAGGUGCAUGGUUCACUCGAGAUGGCUAA